Messenger RNA from Rhodotorula toruloides NP11, 2871 nucleotides. RefSeq names its product vacuolar protein sorting VPS16. NCBI's taxonomy places the organism in Eukaryota, Fungi, Basidiomycota, Microbotryomycetes, Sporidiobolales, Sporidiobolaceae. Gene Ontology annotation, molecular function: actin binding. The record is from RefSeq and is a predicted model, not a curated record. The transcript has 13 exons. Gene Ontology annotation, cellular component: HOPS complex; cytoplasm; endosome. Gene Ontology annotation, biological process: endosomal transport; intracellular protein transport; vacuole fusion, non-autophagic. Bases 1 to 2871 code for a protein of 956 amino acids.
AUGGUCGCGACGUCACGGUCGGCGAGCUGGCUACCUCUCAACGACACUUUCUACCGCAGCCACCGCGUGUACUCGCUCGCCGGAUCUCCACUCGCCCGUGUAGAUCUCUCCGACCAUGUCAUCGCGGCAGCCAAGUGCGGUGGACCCGUUGCCUUGAUGCGAGACAGGUCGAAACCGGUACUGCUCGGGAAGUAUGACCUCGCAGCGGCAGGAGCGGGGACGAAGAUCUCGGUGUACUCGUCUGCUGGGCAGCUCCUCCAGACUAUCAUGUGGGACUCGCCGUCACCGAUUGUUCACCUCGCCUUCCUCUCCCCUCUCACCCUUCUCCUCCUGACCUCGUCCGGCAUCUACCGCCUCUAUUCCAUCUCGACGCACCCUUCUCUCCCUCCAUCGUACACCCAACACGCCAUCCCAAACGCAGACGACCACGGCGGCGUCCGGCAAGCAAAAAGCUGGGACGCUGGCUUUGUUGCCUUGAUGGAAAGCGGUGCUUUCGUCGAAGUCAAGGGCUUCGGAUCCGGCCGAGCGAGCGGCGGCGGAGCAGAUGGAGUGGACGGAUUUGACGGGCGAGGAAAGGGCAAAGGUCGCUCGGAUCGCGAAGGCGCCUCGGGAGGAAAGGCAACCAUGCUCGCUUCGACCGGCCUCGACUCGAUGCCGGACUGCUGGUGCGUCGUACCGCCGGACGUCAGCUCGAGUCGAGGAACCGAAGUGCUGCUCGCAAAGGGCGAGACGGUGUGGAGGCUUGACGAGAUUGACUGCGUGGACCAGCGCCUCUCCCGCGGUCCUUACCUCUCGAUCACGCCCUCCCCAUCCGGCCGGUUCCUCGCCCUCCUCUGCGCUUCUCCCUCCUCGAGUCCACCUCAACUCUGGGUCACCUCGUCCGACUUUUCACGCUCCUUUUCCGACGUCGCGCUCACGUCCGAGAUGUCCGAAGGCGAGAAGGGUAGGCCGAGAUUGCUGGAGUGGUGCGGGAGCAACUCGGUCGUCGUGGCGUGGGAGCGGACAGUCGUCAUGGUUGGGCCAUACGGCGAGACUCUCAAGUUCUUCUACACCGACCCCGUCCACCUGGUCUCCGAGAACGACGGCACUCGCAUUCUCAGUUCCGAGGGCUGCGACUUCCUCCAGAUCGUUCCUCAAUCCUCCCAAUCCGUCCACCUUCCCGGCUCGACAUCCCCCGCAUCGCUCCUAUACGAAGCCUCACUCGAGUUCUAUGACCGCAAGUCUCCUCGAGCGGAUGAAUACGUACGGAAUGGGCUGCUUGGAGGCGGGAACGGCGGAAGGGAGAUGCGAGAAGCGGUAGAGGGUUGUCUGGAUGCGGCGGCGAAAGAAUGGGAUGAGGACGAGCAGAAGAGAUUGCUGAAAGCCGCGGCUUUCGGCAAGUCGUUCCUCGAGGCGUACAACCCGACCGACUACGUACAGACGACGAAGAUUUUGCGGGUGUUGAAUGCGGUUCGAGACUACAAGGUCGGGCUGCCGCUAACCUGGGAGGAGUACCACGCCAUGCCGCCCUCGCACCUCAUCUCCCGCCUUGUCGCCCUCUCGCAACACCUGCUCGCGCUUCGCAUCUCUUCCUUCCUCGGUCUCUCAUCCUCGCCCGUCAUCAAGCACUGGGCUCAACAGCUCAUCGCCGCGUCGGCGCCUGGUGUUGCUCCUGUCAAUGACGGCGCCCCGCUGUCGGAUGAGGAUGUCUCGCGCCUCAUCGUCGACAAGCUGCAGUCCCUUUCGUCUCCCGCUCCACCCGCUACUUCCGUCACUGCCUCCGCCUCAGGAACCGCUUCAUCCGCCUCUUCGACUACCGGUCCAGUACCGGACGUCCCGCUUUCGUCAGGCGACAUCGCUUUGACCGCCUUCCGCCUCGGACGGCCACACCUCGCUGCGCUUCUGAUCGAGCGGGAACCGAGGGCCGGCAAGCAGGUGCCGCUGUUGUUGCGGAUGGGAGAGGGCGAGGAGGCGAUGAAGAAGGCUGUCAAGAGUGGAGAUCCGGAACUCGUCUUCCAAGUCCUCCUACACCUGCGCCAGAAGCUCUCACCAGGCGACCUCUUCCGCCUCGUCGAGCGCGUCUCCUCCACCAUCUCCGCCUCCGCCUCCGCCUCCUCCGCCGCAACCUCACCCUACACUCCUCAUACCCGCGACCCCGACCCAAUCCUCUUCCUCCAACUCUUUCUGCGCGAGAUCGGCGAAGACAAGGGAUUGCUGCGCGAUUUCUGGUAUCAAGAUGAUCGGCGGGUGGAGAUGGGCUGCGAGAUGCUUGUCGAGGCUGGGAGGGAGCAGGACUUCGGCGACAAGGUUGCGAAAGUUCGGCAGGCGCAGAAGAGCUUCUCGGAGGACAAGGAGCGAAGCUUCGAAACGAAGAUGGUCGACGAUCACAUCCGCCUCCUCGUCUUUCAGCAGCAGCUCGAGCAGGACUCGGCUGCCAGCGGCAAGACGUUCGUCGGCCUCAGCGUCAACGAGACGAUCCGCCAGUGCAUCCUCGCUGGGAUGGACAAGAAGGCGGAGAAGGUACGAAGCGAGUUCAAGGUCCCGGACAAGCGCUUCUGGUACCUUAAGCUGCGCUCGCUCAUCUCGCUGCGCGAUUGGGACGCCCUCGACACCUUUGCGCGCACGAAGAAGUCGCCGAUCGGCUACGAGCCCUGGGUCGACGAGCUUAUUCGUGCUGGCGCACACCGUCAGGCUGUCAAGUACGUCGAGCGGUGCGACGUGCGAAACAGGGUUGAGCUGUAUGUCAAGUGCGGAGAGUGGGUCAUGGCCGGGCAGGAGUGCGUCCGGCGGGGCGAGAGCGGUCGGCUGCACGACAUCAAGGCCCGCUCGCCGAACAAUAUCAUCGCGGCGCAGCUCGACGAGCUCCUCCAGGACAUGAGCCAUACGCACUAG